AAACGGCUUUUUUCAAGGAUUUUGUCACGUAGUGAGUUUACAGCCAGAAAAGUGGAGCUGACGGCAAAUUUAGAAGAAAACUCGGCUGCCCUCAUGACGUCCGACCGGGGUACCACUGGGGGAGCUGAGUUGACAAUGACAACACCGGUCACACCAAAGACAGCAGCUGGGUUAAAUCCAAAUGCCACUGUCUUCUCGCUCAGCAAUAAAACCAGCACACCCAACCCAUUGCUGGACUCUUCGGCAUGGGAUGGGAUCAAUGCAAAUGAUGAGUACCAGCAUGCCAAUGGGGACAUAGAGAAUGGAGAGCAGGGAGGGGCGGAUACUCCAGCCGAGUCGCCCCUCUCCAGUGAUGUUUCUUCAGGUUAUGUUGACAACCAGGUCCCUGUGGUCACAGCGUUCCCUACAGAGAACAGUGUUGUUGAUGCGGAGGAUAACAUUGUCAACGCCAGUAGUGUGACAGAAGACCAACUGCGACAGAUGCUGAAGGAACAGCUGGAAAAUUGCUUCUCCAGAGAAAGCCUAGCUAGUGACCGCUACCUACAGUCACAGAUGGAUGCAGACCAGUAUGUUCCCAUAGCAACUGUUGCCAACCUCCAGCAAAUUCAGCAGCUCACAAAUGACCUUGACCUUAUAACAGAAUUACUUAAAGAAUUACCUAACGUACAAGUACUUGAGGUGGAUGGGAAGUGUGAAAAGGUUCGUCCGAUUCACAAUCGUUGUAUUGUGAUCCUCCGUGAGAUUCCCGAGUCCACACCUUUAGAGGAUGUGAAGAACUUGUUCAGUGGAGAGAAAUGUCCGAGGUUUGUGAGCUGCGAGUUUGCAGCAAAUGAUAGUUGGUAUGUGACGUUUGACUCUGAUGCGAGUGCCCAACAAGCAUACCAGUACCUACGCGAGGAACAAUGCACUUUCCUCAACAAACCUAUACUGGCGAGAAUCAAAGCCAAGCCCCUGAUACGGAUGACGUAUCCACGUAAUGGUUACAGACCCCAGUAUCACCAACAACAACAGGCAGUACAGCAACAGCAGCAGCAACAACAGCAGCAGCAACAACAACCACAACAGACAGGGGUCGGAGUUACCUCCCCUCCUGCUGUCUCGCAGGCAGACCAGGCUGUUCAGCAGCAGUCACAACAACAAACACAACAACAGGCACAGUACCAGGUGCAGCAACAGGUGCCCAUAAUGACACCCUACAUCAAUAGUCAGCAAACUCUUCCAUUUUUUCCCAACGCUGCCCUGCUGCCAUCUUGGCCAACAAAUGUAAAUGUUACUAGUCCGACCCUGCUGGAUCCCAGUAUGGUAAUUACGACUCCCUCCUCUUCCUCCUCCUCCACCCCAAUAGACUUCAUGAGACUGAUGCAAGCCAAAGCUGUGAAGAAUCCUACAUGGAAACAUAGAGAUGAAAGGGAUCAUGGUCACGUAGUUACCUUGACUGAGAUGGGGCAGGUUUUGUUGAAAGAGGUUUUAGCAAUCAACGGAUACCAGGCCACUAGUGUUGCUAAGCUGAACUCUGGGCCAUCAAGACACCAAUACAAUAAUGUCAACAGAAACAGUAGAAACCAGCGACCUGUUCGCCUAAACCAAGAGCACCGUAUGCAUUCAGAUAACCGUCCGAAUCAGGACCGUCUACAGGGACCUUCAGGAGGAUCGAUGGAUCGUCGCGGUGACAACACAGGAGGUGGUGGUGGUAGUCACCGCACAAGUCCUCGCAAUUCUGACAAUUCACAGAUAUCAGGGCAUCAUUCCCCGUUUCACCGUGAGGGCCGUAGGGGGGAUAACUCAAAUAUGAACCACUCUCACAUGGUGCAUUCAACAGUUCAGCAACAUACACAACCAUCUGUAACGGACAAUAAUUCCAAUACCACAGCCACUAACAGACAAUCGGAUAACUUAUCACAACGGAUGACUCGGAGCUAUAGAAGUCGCAGGAGAAGAGAUGAUGAUGGUGCUAGAAAUAUGCGACCUAGUUCUUCCCAGGCCGUCACCAAAGACAGUAAAUUACCUAGCGAUCAACAGUUUGACCUAGAAAUCAAUGCGUUCCCACCAUUACCUGGACCGGUGGCAGCGAACUCUUCUACGGCUGGUGAUGUCUUUGAGAGUAAGCUGUCAGAUGUUGUCAAGGGAACGGCUAAGCCCCAGGUGCGGGAGUCGAAAGCCUCCCCACCCCCUGUACCUCCCCCUCCUCCUCCUCCGUCAGCCUCAAUACAGUCUCCGCCAGUGGCAACUCCUCAGCCACAGAUACCAGUUGCUGUGACAGCGACCACAUCAGUGCCUGCCACCACCCGACCCUCAAGUCCACCAAAGUCCCGGGAGUCUACGACAACGACAACGGUGACGACAAAUGGCUCCAGCGGAAACACAUCAACAGUGCCAUCUAGUGGUAGUGCCAGCUGUACAGCCGUGGCUGCCCCAGUGACGCGUGUGCCAUCCCCACCAAUUAUACCACAGAAGUCUGUCAAGAUAUUGAGCAUGCCAGAGAGUCAGCCAAAAUCUGCAGAAAGCCAUGUGUCUCAGCGACCAGUCAGCAGUGCUCCUAAGACUCAGGAAAAGCCUGUUCCAGUUCAGCAACAGGCUCAAGUCAAACUUACCUAUGCUCAAAUGUUGGCAAGAGGCCGAGAAGCUGAGGCUGCAUCAGCUGCUGCCGCUGCCGCAGCUGCGGCUGCUGAAGGAAGUGGUAAACAACGCAGCAGUGAUGAGUCGGGUGAGGAGGACUCGAAGACCGCUGCAAGUGUGCGUGCCAGUCAAACAUUAAAAGAGCAAUCUCAGACAAUUAAAACGACUACUGCCAAUUCUAGACCUCCGGUCAAGGACCAGGCACGCCGAGACUUUGAACCUAAAGACCAGAGAUAUGGAGGUGGACGCCGUGCCAAAGAGAACCGUGAGCGAAGAGACAGGAGACGAAGUGAGCGGGAUGGAUCACGGUCAUCGACGAAAUAAACGAUGGCAAUUGAUGCUUGAGAAUGAUACACCAGCAAUACAUAUGGACUUGGAUCCGACUAUUGGGAUUCGCCGAUGGAUGUAUGUUUAGGAUUAUAGGCUUGUGUGUAAAAGAUGUGGUUCUCUUUGAUGCUCUGUGUACGUCGCAUCAGGUUGGAUCAUUAACUGAAAUUUUUUGAUAUUUGGAAUGAUGUUUACAACAGGUUGACAUUUUGGAUUUGUUGACAAAAUUUCAUGUAAAGAUAUGCAAGAGAAGCAAUGUAUUUAAACGGGAAUUUGAUUCUGCUGGUAGAAAGUCUAUGACUCGCAGCAGGAAAUCCUGUUGAUGUUUGCUGCAAUGAUAUGUACAAGCAAGUCAGGUUUGAACACUAAAACCGAGUCUGGUAUAAUUGUGAUAUUGAAUGGUUCGCUGACAAAUGUCUACAGUGUAUUGUGUAAUGAUGGCACUAGGUCUCUCCUGCCAACCGAGGGGAGGCAUGAAUCACUAGACAGACCCAUAAGUAUUAUGGGAUGUAGCAAGGGGUUUGUCCAUCAGUGUCACAUGCCUCUCCAGAACUCUUUUAUCCCACUUCCUGUGGGAUAGGCAUGGAAUAUGGUUCAAACGUUUCCAUUUGUUACAGAGACAUGAAUUUGCUCAUAUGUGCAAUUAGUAGCCAGAGAAAUGUGUUGAUUGGUUGAAAAUAGUAUUGGAAAAAAAAUUAAAAAAUUUUUUGGAGAUAUUAUUAUAUUGCUGGAUGUUUGCCUCUGUAACAUAGUUGCGCGCCGUUGAUCUCCAUUGAGUACACGUAAUGUUUGACAAUGGCAAAGAUGUUUCUGGUAAUUGUUGCCGUCAGGAGGUCGGCUUGUUAUCGGUAUUAUAACCACAUGUUGCAUGGUGCACGCCAGUCACUUAACUGUUUUUCUACCUCUCUGUCUCUUCUUAUUCUCUUCUUUCCAUCUCUAGUUACUGCUGAACUGCACUGGUGGGGACAGUUCAAAUAAUUACCACUGGAAUACAAUUUCAGGCACUGCAAAACUUUCAGUAUAUAUGUUAGUUGAAUGAUUUAUUUCUUAAGAUAUUAUCACAAUUGAGGGUUUAAAUUUAGAUUUAAAAUCACCGUUUUAAGCUUAAAUUGUUUAGCCCAUAGUCCAAGAAUGGCUGUGUUUUAAAACAUAACGAACAGGUUUUGUUAAAAGCUUAUUUUGUAGUGUGCAAUUUUGUCAGUAACACGAGUGGGAUUUUCUGUUGUAGAAUUUCCCAAAUAUUACCUCGUCAGCACUGUUUAGUGUGAUAUCUGAUGUAACAUCCCUAUAGAACAGCUAUGUUCUGAUGUACACGGACAGCCACAGGGUCUAGUUUUACCAAUAUCGGCCCUGGUUACAAAAAUAAUUGUCAGGCCAUUGACAUUAUGUUUGUUUUUAUGUGUUCUUCAAUUCAUUUUCUGGAACAGAUAUUUUUUUUUCACUUUAAACAUUUAGAGUUCAAUAUAAUAUGAAAAAUCAUACUUUGAAAUAAUCUCUAGAUGGCAGAUUCAUGCCAUUUAUAUUCUGCAGUGUUGAAAAGAUUUCAUGUGUAAAUAUUUAAGCAGAGUGGACGGUGGGUCCUAGAUCCUUAAAAUUGACCCAAAUUGCUAUAACUAACUGGGAAAUAUGUUACACUGGGAGCUGUUACUGUUAGAACUAGACCGCUGUUAUCUUAAAUUGGUGCCUGCUUGCAUUUAAUUCUGUUGGUUUAUUACUUUUUAACCUCUGUUGUGGGUUAAUCAUUGUACAGAGCUGUGUUGAGGCGAGAACCUCUUUAAAUACAUAACUAAGUGUCUGUACAUAUAGAGACAAGCGUGUAGAGAAUCUUAACCAGUAUUCAACACUAUUUAAUCGUGAUUUAGCACAUCCAUUUUAAAGUUACUUGUUUAAUUAUUGUUUGUGUUUUUUUUGUUUUUUUUUGUUGUUUUUUUUUUGUUAUUUGAAGUCGGAAAAAAACCAAAAAUGUUCCGUGUAUUUUAGGAUCACAUAUUCUUUUGAUGUAAAAUCUGGUUCCCUAUGUUCCCCAGAUUUUGGACAAUAUUUUAUUUUACAAAUGACAUAUUUCCAGGUAUGAAAUUUGAAAUCUUUGUCUUGGGAGGUUUGGCUAUGCAUGCAUUACAAUAUAAACCCUUCUAGUUUGCAUUUAAUGACAAUCUUUUACAAUCUCAACUAAGUCUUUGGUCAAGGGUCAAUAUUGAUUAAAUAGUUUUUCUCCGUUCUGGGUGUAGGUUUCAUAUCUGGCUUGUAUCAUUGUCUGGUCUCACAUUAGUAAAAAUUAUGCAUUACAUACAAAUGUUUGGAAAUAUGUCAUUUGAAAAAAACCCAUACAUUUUCAUCCAAGUAUGAAAAUAUGGACGAUUUAAAAAUAUUCAUAAAGGUGGACCUGGGCCUAACAUUUUGUUAACGUCAGGCAGUGAUAUUUAGAAUGUAAAUUAUUGAAGGCCUGCUGCCAGAUCAAUAUGGACUUUCAUACCUACCAGUGAUAUUAGUAUCAUGCUAUUAGAAUUUUUAUAAACAGGAUUUAAUUACAAAUCGUGUAAGGUUAUUAUGUGAAAUGUUAUAUCAAGAUUGCUUUUUAAUCUCGUAAACUUUGUGGAGCUAUCACAAAAUAGUCGAUUGAAUGUAGAGUACUGAAAUAAAAGUAUUAUACAGAAAAUGAUUAUAUUUUGAAUUUAAACUCUUAAAAUGCUGCCAUAACGUAUAUAUGAUAAUUAAAAUGUUCUCAUUAAGAUUAGAGGUCGUUAAUAUUAGACAAUGUUAAUGUGUACAGCAAAGUACUGUAUCCCCUCUUUCUGACACUUCCCACCCCAACCCCCAUUUUACAACCAGUCUGUGGGAUUAUCAGAUGCUAUUUGAGUUGUGAACUAGUUGUUGAGUAGAUAAUGUACAAGUAAAUUGGUUUUACGACCAGAUAUACAUAUAUAUAUAUUAUAUAUAUACGUGUUUCGCUGCUAUGAAUAUCUGACCUAAUAUUUGGAUCCUAUGUUGUGCUAUAAUAAUGAAGAGUGUAUGUAUGCUUGUUGGCUUUCAAAUGUGGUUUUCAGGAGUGAUGAAAGUUUCUGAAGGAUGCACAGGUGUUAAUGAUAUAUAUAUAUAUAUGAUGAGUGUGAAACUGAGUUUUGAUGUAUUUUAUUGAGGUGUAGAUAACUUGGAGGUCUACAUAACGUCGUGUACACGUUGUAACAGGUUUCCUCAUAAUGCUACAGUUAAUGGUAAAUCACAUUUGAUUUUUGUUAUCAUCGAACAGAAAUAAGCUUUGUCCCUAUAAUAAUACUAUUGCUAUAGAGCAAGGUCAUUAUUGGAGUUGUUGAAAUCCUGAAGAGUGUUUAAUUCACUCUUAAACAAGUAAAAAGUAAAUUGAGAAAACUCCAAAUUUGGAAGUGAAGGAGGGAAACAUUUGGUACCCUUCUCAUGUUGAUUUCCAUCGGGUGAGGUGGCACUUCAGCCACAGGAAGUACAACUGUCCAAGGGAGGUUACUCUAGUAUAAUUUCAUCAGCCAUACAAUCUAAUUAGAGGUGGGUUAUGAACAGUGCUAUAAUGUAUGGAUACAGAAAGUUUCUAAACCAUAACAUGCUGUGAUGUUGAGAAGAAUAUUAAUUGUUAAAUUAAUUACUGGUUGGAUACAGACAGUUUCCAAACAAUAAUAUGCUGGCUACAUGAUUCCGCCUAUUGCUAGAUUUCUUCCUGCCUGUCGCGGAUCGGUGUUCUGUUGGCAUUUAGAACAAUAACAAGCUUAGGAUCUGUUACAGUGUGUACAUGUGGUUUGUUUAGAUGCUCUCUAUAAGUCAUGCCUGAUUAUGUUGUCUAUUGAUUCUUGUCUGGUGACCCAGUUUAACAUUGUUGAUUGUAGUUGUAUUUUUUUUUCACUUUUUAAUACUUUGCGAUUUCUUAUGAAAUAUUAUAAAUAAUUAUUAUUCAUUGUUUUGGUUCACACACUUAGAGAAGUCAUUUUGUUUUAGGUUUGGGCUUUUUAGUGUUAUACAGGGGGACAUGUGUGAAUGAUUGUAUAGGUGUGAUAUAUAUAUUUAUAUAUAUAGUUCCUGUUGAACUUACAACCCCCUCAAGUCACUGAUACUGGGUGAUGUGUUGCCAGUUGCCACUGGUUAAAGUUCUGUGUAGGGUAUAAGUUCAGUAGUAGGCGGUGUCCUUGAUCUAGUCGUCUUUUAUUUUAAGCAAUGAUGCAAUUCAUUGAUUUACAUUUCAGUAAAAAAUUCAACACAGGUGUGGAAAGUUGAUAACCAAUGGAUUAAAACCAUAAUUUAUAUUUUAGAAGAAAUGACCAUGAAACUAACCACUAAUGACUGAUUGUACUUAAGUAAAUUAAAGGUAACUUUAAAUUUUGCCAGGUCUGUAAUGACGGGUCUGGUUAUAGGUCUUGGUGACCUGAGGGGUUGUUUGGAUAACAGUUCAAGUGUAUGUGAAAUGAUACAGAAUUACAUUCUUAUAUAAUUCUUAUGAACCUUAUCUUAUUAAUUGUGGACUAAAAUCCAGCCAAAUCUUGUUUUCAACAUUCACAUAAAAACCCCAUAUCAGACUACGUACCAAAAAAGUGGUAUUUUUGUAGAUGUGAAAUAUAAAAUGUGUUCAUUCUAGAGUGGAGUCAAUAUAAUCUGUCAAUGUUUAUUCCCUGAAAUAAUAUUAUUUUACCUAUUAAUUUAUUGCUCAGAAGAAUGUAGUGCUAUGCUGUUUGAUAGGAGAAUGAGAUGGCUGAAUAAUGAGAAGAAUUCAAUAAUUUGUAGAGUUACGGACAUGUAAUCUCACGCUUUUGUGAUUACCAUUGUUUUUAAUGCAUCAUUGUCUUGCUUCUUGAAUCAUUCGCUAACAAUCUGAAUCAUUUUGUGAGAUUGGCAUCGUAUGAAUAACGUCCUAACAUAAUUUUACAUGUUAAUGAAUAUAUAAGAUUGUGAAAUUUCUGUUUACUAUUUAGAAAAAAGGAUGGCAUCCAAUUGUAUCUACAGUGAUUUUUGGACUUGGGGUGAAAAGCACAUACGCACAAGGCAUAAUAGGAAAAUUUGAUUUAUUGUAAGAUAAAUUUUUAGGAAAACAAAGUGAAACUGAUAUUCUGUAGAAAUGCUGUAAAUGAAAGGGAUAACUUAACUGAGAUUUAAAAUUCAAUAAGAAAUUUCUCCUAGAUGUAAGAAUUAAUGUGAUAAUUUUCACAUUGUGAAUAAGUUGUGUUGUAUGUGAUACAUGCGAAUUUGGAUAUGUGAAAAAUACCUGUCUCUGGAAGAAUAUAAAUUUGGAUUUUUUUCUUUCAUUUUUUUGUCAAUUUAAUAAAUAGCAUACAUGUAUAUAGAUAGAAAGUCAAUGAGAUGUGUAAAAUAAUGAAACACAUCAGAUAUUUUUGUGAAUCACUUUAGCUGGGUAUAGUCAUCUUGUGGCUAUGUUACUGAGCUGCAGUUUUAUGUCCUUUGUAAAUACUUGUUGAUAAUAGUUUGGAUAAGAGUAUCUUCAUUGUAAUGCUGGUUACAAAGUUUUUCCUUGGGUAAUUGUUCAUUUGUUGAUGUAUUCAUAUGGCCAUUCUCAGUUUAGCUUGCUAAGGUUAUAGUAUCAGCCUGUAAAAUGCCAGUACUUUCAUCUGCAGAAGUAAGUUUAUGCCAUUCUGGAAAAAUAUCCUUUCAAUCAAUUUUGUAUAUAAUUUGCUUUAGUUUUGAAUUUGAAUAAAAAGUCAGGAAUUCAUAAAUUGUUGAAAUUGUGAAAAAUGAAAGUAUUCAAGGAAAGUUUUAUCCUAUUGUUAUGUCACAUUGGGAACUGUAAUGAUCUCCUUCUUGAAAAAUGGGAACUUUUGUUUUAAUUUGCUUAAAGAUCGCAAUCUAAUUUUUUUCCGAUGAAAAAAGCUAAGGUGUGUCAUUAUAACAUGAAUUUCUUCAUCCUUUGGCAUUGCUCCUAUUUCCCAGGGUACAUGUGCUUGCUAUAUGUGGUAAAAAAGAUCUGUUCGUUCACCAUAAGGCUGUUUGGAUUGAUGGAAGUGUUAUUGUUUUGCAAAAAAAAAUUAUCAGCAUUGUCAUGGAUCGCUCCUUCAUCCUGUAGUAAUUUCCAAAUAGAUACACACCUAUCAUAUAUAGCUUAAUAACAUUCGUGAGUAAAUUGUACCCUAAAUAUUUGCAGUAUUUCUUAAUGGUUGAGAUAAUCUCGGUGCCACAGGCAAAAUAGCACUAGUCAGAUAUAUCAUUAUCAGAAUUAAUUGUUUGGAAUGAACAUCCAAACAAAUAAAGUUUUUAGUCAGUAGAAAAUUAGAAAAUCUAGACUAACGUUCCCGUUAGGUCUCAAGCGAGUUUAACUUUCUGUCAUGCUUCUGGAGGAAAAUGCAUCUAUAGGGGAAACAUCAGGUGUUUAUGUAGCUUACAAUUUUGUUUAAAAUUUUACCAUUGUUAAUUGAUAAUGGGUAAAUUUGUUAAAAAAGUUUUCAGAAAAUCUUCUGUUAUUUGUCUAUAUAUAUGUGGUCAGUGAUAUCAGCAUUUUGUUUUUGAAUCGGUAUGUGUUAAUAUAAAUUCUUUGCUAAAGGCAACAAAGGAAAAUAAUCUUAAUGGUUUACAGUACAAAAAUAUGGCAAUAUUUUCAGUUUACUUACAGAAGCUUACACUAUUUUAAUCUCCUUUGAUUAAUUUGGAGAAUGCAUUUGUUUAUGUUAUGUGACCGUGAAUUAAUUAAAUGUAAUUGAGGCAGUAUAUAUCCCCAAAUCAUUAUAAUGAAUGUAUGUGUGGUUUGUAAGAUUAUUUAUUUGUUAAAUUCAUUAAAAUUCUGUGAUUGAUUAGCCCAUUUUAAACCUCAAUGCCUUUGAUGCAAUGCCGAUAAUCAUACACGCAUCACCCAUUCACUGCGACAUUUUCAACUUCCCUUGGUUAUACUGGCUGAAAAGAUAAGUUUUGGAAAAUUCAAGAUUCAAAAUUUGGAGAUAGUUGUUUUUUUCUGUCGUGGGUUUGGUUUGAAACAUCAAGCCUUCAUCUCACAUUCUACAAUUUGCUACCAUUCAUAACGUGCUUCCAUUUUUGUUUCCCUUUAAAGUAUUUUCAAAUAAUGCUUAGAAUCAAACGGUUUAAGUCUGAUUAGAUUGUCCUGCGGAGGUAGUAAUUACAAAAUUGAACAAGUGUUAAAUUGAUUCCUUAUAAACCAUAUGCCCAUACUUGUAGUUUGAUUAAUUGUCACAUUUCAUCGGGAUGGGGUUUGUCACUUGAGAUCUGUAGUUUUGUCCUGCCCAAUCGUCUCUCGAUAAUAUUGUCACAUAUGGGAAAGUCCCAGCUUUUGACUUAGUUUCCUUGCGUCCAGACAGGAAAGAAAACAACUUACUUGAAUGUUCCCAUUUGUAUUGUAUUCUUUUUGCAGAAAGGAUUUUCGUAUAAUUAUAUGUAUAACUUCAAAAGAAAACGUCUUUAAUGCCUAUCAUUUUGAUUUCCUUAUGAAUUCUGCGGAAUCGUUGAUAUCCAGGAACUUGAGGGAAUGUAUGAAUAUAAUUCAUUGUUUGAAUAGUUUUCUGAGAAACUUCUAGUUAAAAGAAUGUAUACUUCUUUAUGAAUAUGUCGAUAUUCUGUUUUGAAUUUUUAUGUUGGACACAGCUCAGAAUAUUUGUACAUGUGUAUAUUAUACAUUUAUUAAAUUUGACAUUGGAAAAAACCAUGCCUGCAUAAUCAUGAUAGCCUUGGCUUGGAGAUGAUUCAGGGUAAAACUGCAUGUCUUCGUUCAUGUAUUUUUUUAUUGGGCAUACAUGUGAUUGGAUUAAAUUAUUGACAAUUUUCGGGGUUAAAAAACAAGGACAUCCAAUAAAGAACAUCCUCAUCAGAAA
Pecten maximus is the source of this 10724-nucleotide messenger RNA. RefSeq names its product la-related protein 4B-like. NCBI's taxonomy places the organism in Eukaryota, Metazoa, Mollusca, Bivalvia, Pectinida, Pectinidae. Gene Ontology annotation, molecular function: mRNA 3'-UTR binding. The transcript is spliced from 18 exons. Gene Ontology annotation, biological process: positive regulation of translation. The annotation marks the transcript as partial. Gene Ontology annotation, cellular component: cytosol; cytoplasmic stress granule. The record is from RefSeq and is a predicted model, not a curated record.